Molecule: messenger RNA, 792 nt
Organism: Dictyostelium discoideum AX4
Lineage: Eukaryota; Evosea; Eumycetozoa; Dictyosteliales; Dictyosteliaceae
Exons: 1
Coding region: 1-792 (263 amino acids)
Source: RefSeq, a predicted model, not a curated record
AUGUCACAAAAUGAAUAUGACAAAAAUGAUUCACUUUUUAAUAAAUUUUCAAAUAAAAAUUUAACUAUAGAGAAUGAAACUCUACUAUUUUCAAUGAUACCAUGGGAAAUUGUUAAGAAUGGAAAUGUUAUUGAUUUUGGUUGUGGUAAUGGAUGGUUUUGUAGAGAAAUGAUUGAAAAAGGUGUAAACCAAAUUAUUGGUGUUGACAUUUCUGAAAAAUUAAUUAAAAAAGCAAUAGAAUUAAAUAAAGAUAAUAAUGAAAAAUCAAAAUAUUAUGUCACUGAUUUAGAUAAUUUCCAACUUAAUGAAACUCCUUUUAAUUCAUUAAUUGGUUCAUUUGAUUUUGCAUUUAGUUCAUAUUUAACUCAUUAUUUAUCAGAUUUAGAAUCAUUUUUUAAAAAAGUUUACAAUUUAUUAAAAUCAAAUAAUAAUAAUGGUAGUAGUUUUAUAUUUUUUGCAGAACAUCCAAUGAGAACUUCAACAAAAUGUAUUGAAAAUAAAUUUAUUAGUCAUAAAUUUGAAGGUGAUGAAAAUUCAAAAAUGGUUUGGCCAAUUUCAAAUUAUAGUGAAGAAGGUAAAAGAGUUACUAAAUGGGCUGGAUCAAAUGGAAUUGUUAAAUAUCAUUAUACAAUUGAAACUUAUGUAAACACUUUAAUUAAAGUAGGUUUUAAAAUUGAUUAUAUAGGUGAAUUAAAUCUUGUAGAAAAACAAUUACAACUUUGCAAUUCUGGUGAUAUAACAAUAGAAGCAAAUAGUCCAUUUACACUAUUUAUUAAAGUAAUAAAAAAUUAA